Tripterygium wilfordii is the source of this 786-nucleotide messenger RNA. RefSeq lists its product as uncharacterized. Lineage: Eukaryota; Viridiplantae; Streptophyta; Magnoliopsida; Celastrales; Celastraceae. The transcript has a single exon. The record is from RefSeq and is a predicted model, not a curated record. The coding region runs from base 148 to 600 and encodes 150 amino acids.
UCUUCAAACAUGGUUUCACGAUCACGGCCUUCUUCUUCUUGCAAAAUCCCCGAUCGAGCUCAACGAUUAGGGUUUUAAUCGCGACGACCAUGGCCACUACGACACCACUAAUCCCGACCGAAUCUUGACCGUCGUGAUCAAACGGAAAUGUCUUCGUCACCUUCAUCGUCCUCCUCCGCUUUCUCUCUGAUCUGCAUCCUCCACUCCCUGAUCGCCCUCACUACCGGGGUCCUCAUGAUGUUCCAGAUGAAGGAAAUCUACACCUUUACUCACGGGGUAGAAACCGCGACGAAACUGUUAGGCUCAACACCUCACGACCAGCUCCUGAUCCGGACCUCCGAUUCCUUUUCCGGGUUACUCCUGUUUGCUAUUGGGUUUUUGAUAUUCAUGGUCUCUUUCGUGAAGGAUCGAGAGUUCCAGUCAUUCUUCGCUAAGGGAUGCACGAUCCUCCAUGUUUUCAUGGCUCUUUGGAGGGUUUACUUUGAGAGGAGAGUCGAAGACUUGGCCUGGGAUUGGUUGCGCCAGACAGUCGGGGAUAUGGUAUUGGCUCUCUCGUGGGUUUUCUUUCUCGUCUACACAUGGAGAGAAAAGUAUGAUUAAUUAUGUUUAAACUUUUAAUUUCUAUAUUCGAUUUUGAGUGUGUUUAUUCUGUUCAUUUUGCAGUUUAAGUUUGAGAAAAAUACAGCAAGUUGAUUCCACUUAUAGUCAUGAACAGAAUUUAUGUAAAGCUAUAUAUUUUUGAGUUAACAGUGAAUGCUAGUGCAUAAACUGGGUUCUAGUAGCUGA